AUGCUUAUGUUUGGUGUUUCUCAAGCUGAGUCACUUCUUUUCUCACCCCUGCAGAUGUCCUAUUCUGAGAGUGAUCCUGCCAAGAACCAGACCAUCGCUGAUGGGAUCAUCCUGGUGGGGUUUUCCUUCCUUCAUGAGAAGCAAAUUAUUCUUUUUCUUGUGCUUCUGGUUCUCUACCUAGUCAUCCUGUUGGGGAACCUGUUUGUUAUCCUCCUGAUAAAGCUCAACCCUUCCCUCCAAAUCCCCAUGUAUUUCUUCCUGGUCAACCUGUCCUUCCUGGACAUCGGCUACAUCACCAGUGUGAUCCCUCAGCUGCUGGUUCAUCUGUUGGAGGAGCAAAAAACCAUCUCCCUCGUGGGCUGUGCGGUCCAGAUGUUUUUCCUCUCCACCAUGGACCUCGCAGAAUCCUGCCUGCUCACGGCCAUGGCCUACGACCGCUACGUGGCCAUACACAGCCCCUUGCAAUACACGACCAUCAUGAGCAGCCGGACAUGCCUGCUGCUUGCGGGGGCUUCGUGGUUCACUGGCAUUUCAGUGCAAAUAAUUCAGACCACAUGGAUCUUCAGCCUGCCCUUCUGCGGCUCCCACCGCAUCCACCACUUCUUCUGCGACAUCCCAGUCGUGUUGGACAUGGCCUGCGCCGACACAUCAAAAAACGAUAUCAUGCUCCUGAUUAUGGUGUUCAUCACAUGUCCUUUUUUGCUGAUACUCCUGUCCUAUAUCUGCAUUAUCACCACCAUCCUCAGGCUGCCGUCAGCAGAGGGGAGGCGUAAAGCCUUCUCCACCUGCUCCUCCCAUCUCAUGGUGGUGACUUUCUACUAUGGAGCGGGAUAUUUUGGCUCGCUGGUGCCCAAAUCUACCUCCACUCUGGAGAGAGAUCUCAUGAUUUCACUUGUUAACACAAUUGUUAUACCAGUGUCACACCUCUUAAUUUACACUCUCAGGAACAAAGAAGUGAAGGGAGCCUUUGUCAAAACAGUAGAGAAGAGCAUCUUUGCUCACAACUGGAGAAAUCAGAGAAUGAGAACCAGAGUUAGAUAA
Molecule: messenger RNA, 1041 nt
Organism: Pelodiscus sinensis (Chinese soft-shelled turtle)
Lineage: Eukaryota; Metazoa; Chordata; Testudines; Trionychidae
Source: RefSeq, a predicted model, not a curated record